AACUUUACUGACAAAUAUAAAUAAAAUAGAGCAGAAUUAGAAACAAGGGUCUAGGGUUUUUCGUCGUUUCAGAAGCCCUAGAGCAAGAACUGCUGCUCCCGCUACAUCUCAGUGAUAAGAAAGAGAGACUCUCAGGGUUUGUGAAGAUGGGCGGUAGAGAAGAGAAUCGCAUAUUCGUGGGAGGAUUGGGUUGGAACACUUCGGAGAGGCAUCUUGAAGAUGCCUUCAGUCGAUACGGAAAAAUUCUCGAGUCCCUGGUCAUGAUGGAAAGAGAUACUGGUCGUCCUCGCGGGUUUGGAUUUAUAACCUUUGCAGAUCAUCGAGCUAUGGAAGAUGCAAUUCGGGAGAUGCAUGGCCGGGAGUUGGAUGGCAGGGUAAUAUCUGUAAACAAGGCACAGCCAAAAAUGGGCAGUGAAGAUUCAGGAUAUGGCUAUGGUAGGGACCAUAUGCCAAGUGGCAGGGAUCAUGCUCCUGGUGGCAGAGACCACGCGACAAGUGGCAGAGACCGCAUAUCUGGUGGACGGGACCAUAUGCCAGGUGGCAGGGAUCAUUUCCCUGGUGGCAGGGAUCAUUUUCCAGGUGGCAGGGAUCGUAUGCUGGGUGGUAGGGACAGCUACAGGGGAGUUGAUAAGCCAGUUGGCCGAUCUGAUGAUUGCUUUAAGUGCGGCCGUCCAGGACAUUGGGCGCGGGAUUGUCCUUCUGGUGAUGGUGUUGGCAGUGGUGGUGGCCGAUUCUCUUCACAUUCCAAGUUUGGUGGAGGUGGAGGUGGGGGUGGAGGUGGUCGUGGCGAUCGCUUUGGAGGAGACCGAUAUGAUGAUCAUUUUGAUGGGGGACGCUAUGGAGGAGAUAGGGAGCGCACUGAUAGCAGAGACAACAGGUAUGGCCGUGAUCGUUACAACAAUGACAGGUACCAGCCUGGUGGUGAUCGCUUUGGAGGGGAUAGAUAUAUGGACCGGGACACUCAAAAUGGGUACAACGGCAAGGAUAAGGGUUACAAUAGGGAAGGAGGACCCAGAGGUGGUGGCGACAAGUAUGGAAGUGGAGGAGGGCCAGCCCGUUUCGACAGGGGAAGCUACAGGGACAGACCCGGUCCUUAUGAUCGCUCUAGAAAAGCAGGUCGACCAUCUUCCUAUGACCGGUACUGAGAUGCUGAGAUGCUGAGAUAUGGUUUGUCUAUUUCAUGUUAAGACUGAUAGAUAUCUGAUUCACACAGUUACUCUGUUGAGUUCUGAUUGAUGAGGAGAACAGCUUAUUAUUAGCUUCUGCAUGGAUGGAUUCAGCCUAGUUUGUAGGUCUCUUACUUCUGUUCUUUAAAACUAACUCAGGAUGUGGAAUUAAUGAAUGCUUGGAAGUCAUCGUGGUUAUUAUUUAA
Messenger RNA from Vitis vinifera (wine grape), 1372 nucleotides. Its product is annotated as glycine-rich RNA-binding protein RZ1C. The transcript is spliced from 3 exons. The coding region runs from base 147 to 1145 and encodes 332 amino acids. NCBI's taxonomy places the organism in Eukaryota, Viridiplantae, Streptophyta, Magnoliopsida, Vitales, Vitaceae. The record is from RefSeq and is a predicted model, not a curated record. Gene Ontology annotation, molecular function: RNA binding; zinc ion binding.